AUGAGGGAUAGUAUAAAUUCAAAAAGAAAUAAUUUAAAUGUGCAGAGUAUCAAAAAAUAUUUAGAUAAAGGGAACAAACAACCCGUACUUGUAUUCUUUGGUGGUAGUACAGAUAAAGAAAUCGUGGUACGUCUGGGUUUAGGAAACUAUACUAUGCUGGAGCUAACGUCUUACGAUUUAUGUGACAACCUCGUAUUUUAUUUGCAAUUGAAAAUAAUGAGUACUAAAAAAAUUAUAGCCCAAGAGGAGAUUGGGUACGCCGACAAAAGCGGCCGUCAAUUAAAUUUAAGCGAGACGCAAAAAUUAGUAUGCAAUCAGGUUCACCCUAUAACAUACGAGCAAUGA
This is a messenger RNA of Macrosiphum euphorbiae (potato aphid), 345 nucleotides long. Lineage: Eukaryota; Metazoa; Arthropoda; Insecta; Hemiptera; Aphididae. The record is from the annotation of a GenBank genome assembly.